CAAAAACCGUCUACCCGGAUGUAAACUAGCGUAAUAUUUCCAUCCCUCCCUUGGCCCCUCUGAGAACAACAGACGCAGGACAGGGACCAGACUUAGAGCAGAUUCAUCUCAGCUCUCGCUCCCACCCAGCCCACCAUGGCAGCAGCUACAGCUACAGCUGCAGCUGCAGCUGCAGCUACAGCUACAACUACAACUACAGGUAAAGCCGCAGCUGCAGCUAAAGUUGCAGGUACAGUUGCAGCUAAAGUUGCAGGUACAGCUGCAACUGGAAGUGCAGUCGUCGUUGUAGCUGUUGUUGUACUCGGUUUGGCAGUGGUCGCUGCAGGAACAUAUGUAGCAGUGAAAAGGGGCUUAGGGACGAAAUUUUGUGUGAAGGUGAAAGGAAUUUUAGACUUCACAUAUGAAACUGGGGGAAAACAAAUGGCCUGACACUGCUCUGCAAGCAGUAGCCCUUGCCUUGCUGCCCAAAGGACGAACUGAUAAUAACUGCUAAUGAAGAUAACCACCUUUCCUGCCUUGCAAGCGUGUCUUCCCAGUGCAGGAAAUGGAAAUCCGCCUCUGACACUCAGCUGCUCAAUGAAAAGAUUUGCACUGCUUUGAGUAGUAAAUGCUUAGAAACCUGUAAUAAAAGACCUUUCCUGGUA
Catharus ustulatus (Swainson's thrush) is the source of this 644-nucleotide messenger RNA. RefSeq names its product ice-structuring protein 4-like. NCBI's taxonomy places the organism in Eukaryota, Metazoa, Chordata, Aves, Passeriformes, Turdidae. The coding region runs from base 136 to 429 and encodes 97 amino acids. The record is from RefSeq and is a predicted model, not a curated record. The transcript has 5 exons.